AUGUUGUCCAUACUGCAUUACGGCGCGUGGGUACUCACCCUCGCUGGCGUUGUUCUAUGUGAUCAUAACUCUAGCAACAUAGGUCUCUGGGACAGGCCGAGAGUUGCUUUGAUCAGAGACAAUGUGUAUCUUGAAGGUGGUUAUAUGCAAACCGGGGUGUAUACCAACGGUGUUUGGGAUUCAUUGGAGUCUUCUACCUCCUCUCAGGGCUUUUUGUACAAGCUCAGCCUGCAUGAGCCGUUUGAUACCACCAAGGCCAACCCUGCGAUAUUCCAAUCUAUCAACGAGGGGCCGCUCAGCAACUACUAUCUCGAUGGAUAUAUGUUCGCCGACUACGAUGAGUUUUACGCUUAUGGGUAA
Fonsecaea pedrosoi CBS 271.37 is the source of this 360-nucleotide messenger RNA. RefSeq lists its product as uncharacterized. The record is from RefSeq and is a predicted model, not a curated record. Lineage: Eukaryota; Fungi; Ascomycota; Eurotiomycetes; Chaetothyriales; Herpotrichiellaceae. Bases 1 to 360 code for a protein of 119 amino acids. The transcript has a single exon.